GCCUAACGCCAGCGACAUAUAUAUUGAUUUCCUGAGCAGGAAAUUCCGAUUCGACAGGGGGUGUGAUCGAGAGUGUUGGUGGGACAGAGCAAAAUUGGCCAACGCAAAUCAAACAAAUCAACGAAAAUGAACAUGUUUUCCGGAUUAACGAAUCAAGUGACCUCGUGGAUUGGAGCGGCUAAGGGCGAACCGCAGGACGAGGAAGUCCCGACACCCCCGAACUCGGCUGCAACCACUGCGACAGCGACUACUUCCGGUGCUACCGCAGCGCCGACUGCAGCUCCAGCAGAUGCAACUGCCGCUGCAGCGGGUGGUGAUGGUGGUGACAAAAGCCCAACCAAAGGAGGUGUUUUCUCUGGUGUGUCGUCGAAGGUGACGGGAUGGCUCGGUAAUGCCUCGAUCCCUUCGAUGCCAGCGAUCCCGACGGUCUCGAUGCCCGCCAUGCCAGCGAUGCCUUCGAUGCCAUCGAUUCCAGGGCUGCGGAAGGCGAACCAGACAGACGAAAACGGUGGCAUCACGAACGAGGGUCUGGUUACGUCGCCCGAGAAGGCUAGUCAAGGUAUUGCCGGCUCGACGGAUGCUGCCGAUGAGGAGGACCGGUCAAGGUAUAUUAGCAGGCCGCAGGAAAGUGCUACGGGAGGAGCCGAUUCACGCCCUGCAACCGGCCCGGGAACACCAACUGAAGAAAAUGCUGGACAAAUUGGACAAGUUACACAUAAGGUUACUGCUGGCGCUAAAUCGAUUGGCUCGUUCCUGUACUCAUCAUUCAAUAAAGCUGGUGAUAAGAUCAAACAUCUAAAAGAUAACAGUAUUCUGGGAGAGUUUAGCAAGGAGCAGGAAGCAUUCAUCAAAAAUCAACAAGGAGGCGGCUCUGCCGGCGCUUGUCCAUGGACGGGUCAUGCUAACGAGGCGAAGAUCAAGGAGGAAAUUCUUAGCCUGUCUGCUGAUCGCCGAAAUUUCGUUCGAGCACCGCCGGCUGGGGUUGAGUUUGAUUUUGACUACGAUUCGUCUUACCCAGUCGCUUUGGCCAUUAUGAAUGAUGACAAAGAAUUGGAAAAGAUGCGAUUUGAACUGGUUCCCAAAAUCAUCACGGAGGAAAACUUUUGGCGCAACUACUUCUAUCGCGUGUCCCUGAUAUGCCAAGCGGCCGAUUUGGGCACAUUGGGCGAUAAUAACGAGUUUGUCAAACGAGGCGCUAGUGAAGACACAGAGGAUACCGAACGAACAUCGUCUGUUGGGUCAAUGCUUAACCAAAGCGGCGACAUAAGCUCACCGGCAACAAGCCCAGAAGAGCAAACGUCAGCUUCACCCUUGAGUCCCGAGCAAUCACCGCCGGCACAAACGAACACUAGUGAUUUGCAAUCCGGCGUGACCAAUGCUGCUGCUAGCAAACCUACACACCGUGAGUUCAUUUCCGACAGCUUUCAUACGAACGAACAAGACCUGGAGGAGGUAAAAGCCGGUAUGAAAAAGCUCGGAAUCGAUAGUCUUGCCCAACAGGCAAACGAAUCAAUCGGGCUUGAGCACGAGAAAAGUGAGGAACAAUGGGAGAAAGAUCUGGAGGCGGAGCUGCAGGACUACGAGCUGGUGAACGAUGGUAGCAACGAGCGCAACAGCAACUGGGAAAAGGACGUGGAUGAGCUGCUGGAAGACGAGGCGGAUCUGAAAUAAAACGAAUGUUUCAAUCAAUUACUUUGUAAUAUGAUCAACUGCAGCGUCACGAAGUAAAAAAAAAAGAAAAAGAAACGCGAAGCGACACACCGUUCGGACCGCUUAGCUACCUAUAGCAACCACCACACGCGACGGGCUUAAGCGGGUCGAGUGCAGGAGUCGCGGGGCAAGUUUGAAGCAGGAAUUUUGCUAUAAUCGGUUUUGUUACACGGUAGAACAUGUUACAUUUACCACCACCGCACUCGUUAAGCAACGUAAUUAUUAAGCCAUUAAACACAACGCGCUCGCGCUGUGUGCGUAAGUGUCUCGUGUAUCGUGUGUAUUGGGUUUAAGCGCACUGUGAUGAUGGUUUUGAAUCGAUUUCAACCGAAAAUGAUCCUGUGUUUUGCUCUGCACCCUCAGAGGGAGAGAGAGCGAGUGUGUCUGGUUUUCGAUGGUUUUCUCCAUUCUCCUGUAGGCGUCCUUCUGUGUGAUCUAUUUUUGGGGGGAGUGGUACGUGGCCAUCCUUCCUGUCUCCUUCCGAUAUGCGUAUGAUUGCGUAUUGAAUUUAAUGCACUCAAUUCCCCACCUGUUUCCUCUAGUGUAUCAUCAUUCACACACACACAAACACUGAGGUAUAAUUUAUCCAACAUACUUUGCAGCGCGAUUGUUUUGGUGUGAGAAAAACUAUUUUGGGACAAACGCUGCUUGGUGCUCGACAAGGGAGCACCACACAUCAUCUUACAAAGCAAUUGAUGUUGUUUGGAUUGGAAUGUGGGAUUGUGCCGCUUACUACAAGCAGCACUUUUCGCACACUCUCACUUACCGAUACAUUUGAAAUAAAUGAGUCCCCCCCGAGUCAGUACCAAACCUUGGGGGGCAUAUAUUGAACAUUAACGAAGGACAAAGGAUUAGAGUGCAAUAGAUGAUAUCGAUGGAGAGUUUGGACUCCGCACACUGCUUUAAAAUAGACCCACCAAGAUAGAAAACCAGGCUGGCGCUGUUUGCAUUGCUAGGUGUUUAUAGCGAGUGAAGCUUACACAAAACAUGCACUGAACGCCAAUAGGGACAUUUGUAUGAAUGAUGUAAAAAAAAGAAGGAGAUGGAAUUGUUUCCAAAUUCUAGACCCCUUCUGUUACGAGCAAAUAGUGCAGUCGAAGAAAAUGUGCAUCUAAGAAGGAUGUUUUUGAUUAGCCUUAAGUUGGUUUAGAAUGUAUACGAUAAAAUGUGUUUUGUGUCCCAUUUGUUUUUGUCACAUUUCUUGUGUUUGAAUUGAGUUGGAUUUGUUUUUAAUGUUAAAUUUUUAUUUUAUUUUGUUGUUCCUUCCUUUUGCUUGUAAAAUCACUUCCAAAUCGUCAACUGCAUUUUCGCCCUACAUCUAUCCAGGUGCGCGGGUACCGGGAAAGUAAUUUUAUACCAAAAUGUAGAUGUCAUUGCAAGGGCUUUCACCGUAAAACGAUAGCACCAUCGAUAGCACGUCCAUUCCGAGCAUAUUUCAGCAGUUUUCAGCAGCGCUGCUACCCAAUACCCAAUACAACACAAUCUUAACCAAUCAACCUUAACCAAGAUAACGUGUGUAGUUAGUGUGCAACGGGGAAGGGGGCAAAUUGUUAAACUUCUCAAUAUUCUAUCACAAAAUUCAAUUUAUAUCCUCCGCAACCUUAAGCUAAACUCACAACCCAAUACAAAUAGACGGACACAAGUCAGAACAGAAGAUAUUACGAGUUUCGAAGGGCGGCAUAUUCUAUCAGGGAAUGAGUUGACUUGGCAUUAAGAGCAGGCGAUAGUUUAAAUUGGUAGCGACUAAAUAAAUAUAUAUCCAUAUACA
This is a messenger RNA of Anopheles merus, 3478 nucleotides long. It is a transcript of the gene Sap47, whose product is annotated as synapse-associated protein of 47 kDa. Gene Ontology annotation, cellular component: synapse; cytoplasm. The record is from RefSeq and is a predicted model, not a curated record. The coding region runs from base 127 to 1671 and encodes 514 amino acids. NCBI's taxonomy places the organism in Eukaryota, Metazoa, Arthropoda, Insecta, Diptera, Culicidae. The transcript is spliced from 11 exons.